This is a messenger RNA of Lobosporangium transversale, 1451 nucleotides long. RefSeq lists its product as hypothetical. The coding region runs from base 378 to 1139 and encodes 253 amino acids. The record is from RefSeq and is a predicted model, not a curated record. The transcript has a single exon. Lineage: Eukaryota; Fungi; Mortierellomycota; Mortierellomycetes; Mortierellales; Mortierellaceae.
CUUUUCCUUUCACUGCAAAAAUGACAUCUCUCUUCUUAUCAUCGAUGCCAUUUUGCAGCAUUUGCCAAAUUAUUCAAAGUACUUAUUAGGAUCACUAUUCGUAUCCAAAAUCUACGAGGCUUUCGCCCAAUCUUUGAUUUUUAUCACUUACCUACUAGUUUCCAGAGAUCACUAGUAGACGUACUACGAUAUCUUCAACAGCUUCUGGCAAAUCGGAGUCCAGGCCCCAGUUGAUAUCUGGCCCAUAAGGGGAUCUAGUUCAAAUGGUAGAGCCCGCAUUCUUCACAAACUCUAAAAUCCCUGCAUAGAGUUCCCCUUCCCCUGUACUUUUCCACAUUCCUAUCAGUACCCCUCUACAAGUUUUUCACAUUUCUACAAUGACUGCACCCCCAGUGCAGCCAGAUCCCGGAAAGGAUCAGGCCCAGCUGGAGAUGGUCAGUGCUUCUCAAGAUCCCCAGGGUGAUUUUGAGAUGGAUGCAGAGGUUACAACAUCUGCACCGAUGGAUGCAAAUCCAUCCACCCUCCCUCCAGAACAACAAACCUUAAACACGGCACCCAAAAAUAGAAAUAACAACAACAAAAAGAAAGUUCAAACCCCAGUAACCCCAUCCCCAGUCACAGCACGCGUUCUCUCCUACGCAGAUAGGGCAAAGGGUAAGAACCUCCUCAAGGUGGUCUCAUUUGACGAGACCCAACAUCUCCCGCCAACGGGCUUCAAGGGGCUAGUGAUUGCCUACCCCCUUCCGCGUCUAGACAUGCGUAUCGCUGUCAAAGUAGCCAUCGACAACGCAGUAGACGCGGCUCAAAUCUCAACCUCCAAAGGCAGCAUGUGCGCUAUCUUCGACGACGAAGAGAAAUACGCACAUGCCCUCAACACCAAAGUGCCAGUAGGAGAUGUUCUCCUAUGCCCCUCCAGGACAGGCUAUACGAACAAGCUGGAGGAAAGGAUCAGGUCCCCACUAUGGGACCACACGCCGACGAGAUGGCGCUUCAAACAGCUCUCAACAAGCUGUACGCACCAUACGGGACAGUACGCGACAUUGAAUAUGGAGUUAUUCAGCCCGGCUCGUCAACAAAAAAUGGUGAAAUCAGCUUCACCCUCGCUCUCCAUGACAGCACUCAACCGGAUACGGAGUUGAUCAGAGCAGCCUCGCUGUUCGGCCUCAACACCGUCUUCACCUGGGAGACAGCUGGAAAAUUCUGCUACAACUGUGGCAGUCUUACUCACCUGACAGCAGAGUGCAGGACACCACGGACCCUAUACCUGGAGGAGAUCCGUCCACUAUUCACGCCAAUCCUAGCUCCUAGGUACGGCAAGGAGACAACCCAGGCACCACCAAGGGUAGUAGUCAAGUCUCCAACUACUACCACCACGGCCCCCCCAACCAACAACAACAAAAGGCCACCAACUUCAACAACGCAGGCGAAUACCUCGUCCGCACCAACAACAC